AUGAGCAACCAGGAACCCCAACCAGAGCAGUCAAAUGCUUCCAGCGACAAAUAUUACCGCCCUAAGGGAACCAAAAAGUGGUCCACUUGGACGCAAUGGGAAGAUAUUAUCAGACAGUAUAACGAUGGAGAGUUGACAACGACAACUGCUCAACUGGCUGCGAUCUGUGCUCGCAUGAACGAGGAGCACCAGAAAAAGCUUGAAGAGAAGGUCAAGCGCAUAAACCAUAUGAUGGAGCAACCGGCUCCUAUGGAUCUAGAUGUUCGUCAGCAGCUUGGGAGAGCUUUCAGACGCGAGAUCAUGUCGGUUAACCACCGUGCUAGCGUGGCCAUAGGAUGGAAUGUCGGCACGCUCAUGUCUCCCCAGUUUGAGACCGAUUGGAUGCUUACUACACCUAUAGUCUCAUCUAGCCCUCGUUUGACCAGAAAGCCUACCAAAAAGAAAAGCACGGUUAAGGACCUCAUGGUUGAACUCUGUAACAACGAAGUCGACAAAGUUUCCGUGGAAAGGUUUCAAGAGGGUGUCAGACGGUGGCAUAAUUCGCUACAGAAAUGAAACAUUGGGGUGCGAAUUCACGGGUUUUGAUUUUGGCGAAAAGGCAGAUACUGCUUUGUGCCCGAGUGACAUGCCGUAUAAGAGAUGGUCAGAGCUGUAUGAUGCCCUUAUCAAUGGCCAAAUUAGUUUUGAAAAGCUUUAAAUUAAAUGGUUUAGCACAUUUUAAAAAGUUGCUAUUGAUAAAAGCGA
Messenger RNA from Zychaea mexicana, 744 nucleotides. RefSeq lists its product as uncharacterized. The transcript has 4 exons. The record is from RefSeq and is a predicted model, not a curated record. The coding region runs from base 1 to 555 and encodes 184 amino acids. Lineage: Eukaryota; Fungi; Mucoromycota; Mucoromycetes; Mucorales; Lichtheimiaceae.